Cuscuta epithymum is the source of this 435-nucleotide messenger RNA. NCBI's taxonomy places the organism in Eukaryota, Viridiplantae, Streptophyta, Magnoliopsida, Solanales, Convolvulaceae. The record is from the annotation of a GenBank genome assembly.
AAGGAGUUGAAGACUAAAGUGGAGGAAGGGUCAUUUGUGCCAUGUGGCUCAAAUGACAUUAUGGCUGCAGCUUUGGAUAAAAAGCCCAAUGGAAUUAGAAUUCAAGGAGUGGGUCACUUCAUUACUCCCACCAUGUACUUUCACAUGCCGAUUGGUGGUGUUGAAGGGAAGGACCUAGAGAAGAAACUUUGUGAUCGAAGGUAUGAUAUGAUGAUAAAGUGUCUUGAUGAACUGAAAGCUGAAGUGAGGCAGUAUGCUUGUAGUGAUAUAGGCAGUUGUAGUGUUCAAGAAAAGUCUACGACAUCUCCAAAACGAAAAAGAAAGGCUACUACAGUGGUCGAGAAGCACGUUACUCCCUUGAAAAAACAACACUUAGUUUCCAGAAAAUCUCCAAGACGUGUCUCUAAAGAGACUGAAUCUGAAACUCAAGUAGCC